Anguilla anguilla (European eel) is the source of this 5322-nucleotide messenger RNA. RefSeq names its product carcinoembryonic antigen-related cell adhesion molecule 5. The transcript has 9 exons. Lineage: Eukaryota; Metazoa; Chordata; Actinopteri; Anguilliformes; Anguillidae. The record is from RefSeq and is a predicted model, not a curated record. The coding region runs from base 83 to 1687 and encodes 534 amino acids.
UUCGGGGUGUGUCCCAAUUUAGUUCGUAAUAGAAGCUGCAAAGAAGCGAAUUCCUCAGUGCCGCUUCUAGUUGUCUUUCCCAAUGGAUUUUCACAAUUUGGCGUUUCUAACCGUGCUUCUGCUGUCAGCUCUAGGAUGCUGUGCGGGUCAGGAGCAGGCCCUCAAACCAGGCAACCUGGAUUAUUUGGUGGGACAGAAUGUGUCAUUCGUCACCACCAUCGACCCCCUGACCCAGCAGUUUGUCGUAAUAACCUGGACAUUCAAUAGUGGUUCUGGCCCUGUCCCUAUUAUCAGCUCUGCAACCAAGGGGGAAAGUGUGGCCGAUGCCUACAAGGACAGGGUUGUCUUCAACCGGACGACUGGUUCGCUCGUGCUCAAAGCGGUGACUAUCAGCGACACCGGGGAUUACUCUAUAAGCAUGGUGCAGGAUACUGGUGUUCAGAUCCCUGGAGAGAAUAAGCUUACUGUUUACGAGUCGGUCUCAAACGUGGUGGCGACAGCCAAUGUGACCAAUCCGGUGGAGUUCAACGACACCGUCAGCCUCACCUGCACCGCCACGGGCAGCAAGCUGACUUACAGCUGGCUGUCCGGCGGCGCCGCCCUUGUGGCCACGGACCACAUGCAGCUGAGCAAAGACGGCAGCGUGCUCACCAUCCUUAGCAUCCUGAGGGCUGACAAGGGCCCCUUCGCCUGCACCGCUUCCAACCCCCUGACAACGAAAACCAGCUCUCCCCUCACCUUCAAUAUCAGCUAUGGGCCGGAGGAGAUAUCAAUGACCGCCAGUCCCCAGCAGCCGGUCCACAGCACCAAGUCCAACAUCACCCUGACCUGCUCGGCCAAAUCCAGCCCCGCUGCCCAGUAUGAUUGGCUCUUCAACGGCGAGAACCUCAAAAAACCAGGACCAGUGCUGACACUGACAGACAUUCAGAAGACUCAGGGCGGCAAUUACACCUGCCUGGCCAGUAAUCCCAAUACCAAGAGGUACCUGGCAUCUACCGUGGCACAGAUCUCCUUAAUGGAGAAGAUAUCUGGUGCUGCAGUAACCGGACCCACAGCCAACCUGAUAGCAGGAAAUAGCUCUGCAAACAUUAGCUGCCAGGCAGCGAAGGGCACCAUCGUCACCACAAAGUGGCUGAAGGAUGGAAAGCCGCUGUCUCCUAGCGACAGGGUAACCAUCUUCGCCGACAAGAGCUCUGUGGGUAUUUCUCGCGUAGAAAAAACCGACAGUGGAGAGUACCAGUGCGAGCUCUCCAAUCCUGUGAGCACCAACUCUGCCAGCUACAAAAUGAUUGUCAACUACGGACCGGAGGCGGUGGCCAUAAAGGGAGUGGCCGCGGUGGAGGUGAACGAGAAGCUGUCGCUGACGUGCGCCGCUUCCUCUGACCCCCCCGCCACCUACACGUGGACCGUCAACGGAACGGUGAAGGACGUGAAGAAGGCCGUCUACGAACUGGAGAAGGCGGCCUACGUCGACAGCGGCAAGUACGAGUGCGUGGCCAGCAACAACGUGACCGGGAAGACCGCCUCGGCCGUCCACACGCUGUCUGUAAAAGAGAAGAUUGAAGAGGGGCUGUCGGGAGGAGCCAUCGCGGGGAUCGUGAUUGCCGUCCUGGUCGCCCUGCUGAUCAUCGCCCUCAUUGCACGCUGCAUGACGAAGAAGAAGAAAGUCACCGAAUCACCGUACUAGCGUGGGAAAACCGGUAAGCCCUGGGAGUUGGAAUCGACGGACAGCAGCCAAUUUCCACAAAUUACAAAAGGCACAAGUUCUGGGCGGGGAAUCAAGAUCCAACAAAAAUGCUUGGCCACCAGGAGCAGCCCCGCCUGUUACCCAAAUCUGCAUGCAAAACCCAUCGUGGAGGUGAGAGGACACACCCCCCACGGGCCCCUCGCCAUGGUACCCACCCGAAGGUCAAUGAUCCUCAGGGCACUGGGAGGGUGGGGCACUCAGGCGCACCCACACUCUCGUUUGAAACAAGCUGUUCUUUCAUCAGUGAGGUACUGGGGGGUCCAUGGUCACCCGCUGUUAGGCAGAGGAAUGUCAUUGCCUACGUCCCAGUUCCUUUACCGAUUCUUCACCAGACAGUGGCGCUUUUAUUUGAAUUCCUGUCCCCUAAAAAACAUAAAUACACUACCAAAUAUGUCUAUAUUAAUCUGCCUGCCCGCUGGGAGCGAGGACGGGAACCGUAGACGGUUCUUCUGCUCUGUCUUCCUUCUUGAGAUGGUGGGAAAUUGGCUCACUUUUCUGACAGUUCCUAUAGGCUAAGAGCAGCGAUUAGUGUGCUAAGGACUGUUGGAUUUUGACAAUUCUCUCAAAAUAACCCCCCUUUACUCUUCUCCCCUAUUUGGCUGAAAACCCACAUUGCUACUGUCAUGUCCACAAGAGAGCUCAGAUGCACUCCUAAUUCAUGUGUGUCAACCUGAGAUAGUUUAGGCCAGUGAACUCAUUUAAUAAAUACAUUUUUUUUUUUUAAACUGGAGUGAUUUAUGGGCAAUGAUAUUCCUCUUCUAUGUAUGUUCUCUCGGGUGUAAUUGCUGAUAAUUUCUAAAACCCACUUACAGACCGUCCUCAUUAAAAUUAGAUUCGUUUAGAUGUUUGUCUCUUAAGCAAAGACAAACCAUUGAAGUUUAAAGCACAAGUUAGUGUGUGCAUCAUAACAGGUGGCAGUUAUGUCAGUGUAUCUUUCAGACUUUUCUCUGUAUUCCCUAUCUGAAGAGCAGUUGUUCCUACCAUGCUUAAUAGAAUCUGAAUAUAUGCAACCCUUUGAUAAAUGAAAAAUUAGCCUUUUUUUUUAGGAAGGAUAUAUUAUGUUAGUACAUAAAUUAACUUGUUUACAAAUGUGAGGGUUGGCAUUUUUAAUUUUUGUUGACCAGAAAUCAGCCUUGUACUCGUAAAGGAGCUUAGGACUGUGCUUUGACGCUGUUCCUUUAAAAUUUCUUAAAAUUGUUAAAUAAGUUGCUCCACAACAUAUGGCAUUCAAAGAGUAUUACAACCAAAUGCACACUGAACGGGGGUGUUUGUAGUGGCACACUAAGUUUUGAAAAGGCGUGUCGAUGCUUGUUCACUUCUUGUAGGUUCGUUCCCUGAAAAUGAAAAAGAAGAAGUAUUUCUAAUCAGAAAACUUCGAACACAAUUUUGGAAAUGCUGAGAAUCUUAGGAAGCUACUUUUCUUUUUGGAAAACUGACUUAUUUAUUAAAAGUAUAUAGUUCUUAUUGCUAGGCAGGACACUGUCCUCUGUUCACACUAUAAAUUGGUUUUGGUGGAUUAGCACUUGUUAAACACUAUGAAAAGAAGCCUAACUAAAUAAUAUUAACAGAAAAACAAGCCCAACUGGAAAAAUAUUUAAAAAAAAUAUGUGUAUACUCCACCAAACGUUGACCCAUCUGGCUUAAAAUUACAAAAUUCAUUUUCAGGGGCAGUGGUGUUCAAUCUAAUAAAUAAAAAAUACAUUAGCUAAAUGCAUUUGCAAAAUUAGCAUUAUUAUUAGCAACUGGGUUGUUAAUAAUAAGAGGUCAGAAUUUUGAUACAGUUGUAGUUGUGUAUAUUUUAUUAUCAUUUUUUGCAACAAAAAAAAAAAAGUGUGAAUGCCAGAAAUGAAACAGCUUUUUGUGGUUGGGGUGGGGGUUGGGGAUCGAGGGCUUUUUCAUCAUUUUAUCUUGUAUUUAACCAUACAUGUUCAGGGGUUGUUAGGAGCAGUUUCCAAAGGGUGUUACAGCUUGAAUAAAAUUCCAAACACCGUUUUUUUUUUCUUUAACUCUGCUGGAGUAUGCAUCAGUAGAUGAUUUGUAUUGUCUUUUUUUAAUUUAUUUUUUGAAUAUCUACAAUAAGUGAUUUAAGUGAUGUUGUUUUAAAAUGAUCCACGUUAAUGACCUUAGCUCAUCAGUCCCUCAUUUGGAGUACAUGUGUAUUUUGUUGUACUGUAGUAGCCAGUAUUCAGUGUGAUAUCUUGUUCGUUCGUCUUCUCUCUGUACCGCUGCUACCUUAAGCAACUGAAAUGAAUGUGCUUUAAAUGAUGGGAUAUAAAUGUGUCUAACAGUGGCUUUGAAAUCCUGUGUGUCAUUAUCUCUGGGUGGCAUAGAUGUGGAGUUUCAGCAGCCCGAUUGCGUUCUACUGCCUUUUCUCCGACCGCACCCUUUUCCCUCUGACUUGUGGAAAAGAAACGGCGUAGCUCUUAAAACAGUCGUAAAAAUCUGCUUUCAAUAUGUACGGAAGAGCCAGGGCGUGCAGAAAGGCGGGGCUAGCCUCAGGUUCAUCGUGCGAAACCACACAGAGGAGUCUCGCGCGCUCUUAGCGUCCCUCACUGCCGUGCGCCUUCCUUCCGAAUCCGACUGGAUUUCGAUCACUGGUCCGACAUGUUCUGCUCAGGACAUAGGUGCUCUCUUGUGUGGUCUUUCUCGCUGGAGCCACCUGCCCAGGCCUGACUAUCCCAUGUUAUGUUAAUGGCCAUGCCCCAUGGCAAGUCCCUCCCAUUCCAGGGCCAGGAUAAGAGCACGAACAUUUUCCCAUGAUGUUCUUGCGGCAGACGAAAUGAACCCUCUGGUGGCAGCUGUAAGAACUAAUUCCUGUCAACUGACUUUGCCAUUGCCUUAUCCAGCAACCGGAGAACCUAGAAUUCAGCUCCGAUUUCCAACCGUUCAAAAAGACCAUUGCAGGCACAAUGUGUGAAAUCUCGUUUUAAAUGUUCCCCUCUUAUCAAGGUGCCAAGGCACAUCCGCUUAUUGAAUUACUUGCCCUUAUGGCUUAAAGAAGCAUGAAACGGUGAACCGUUCAUUAACCAGAAACCAAUUGCACAAAGAAAUACAUAUAUCCUUGUUUUGGUUUACAAUGCUACAAUGUUAUUGGCAUGUGACAAUUUGUGGGAAUUCAGGUAACUACAAUAUCAUAAUUGUACUCUCUGUUUGAAUGUAAAAUUGAAUAAAUAUCAAUGUAAAAAAAAAAGACAAAAAAACAACCUUUGGAACUGCCUGCAUGUGUUUCAUGAUUAAGAGGACCCGCCCUUCUCUCUCACUCCUGUUCGUAUACAGCAAAAAUAAAAAAUAGAAAUAAAUCGAGAAAAUGUAUAUACUCUGUAUGAGAGCAAGAGAGAGAGCGAGAAGGGUGUGGUUUUUGGUGUGCCCUAUCUCCUGCGCUGAACCGUUUUUCACGCUUUGCAUUGCUACUGCAUCGUUCCCCUGAGGCCAGCCUUGCUCUCAUGCUUGUCUGAAAAAUAUUUUCCUUUUUUUGUUAGUUUAUUUUCUAAUAUGGAAAAUAAACAUGUAAAUGUCUGUUGUAUGUAAAGUACCUAUUUUUGUAUGUUAAUAAAAUUGCAAGUAACAACUGAAAA